Penicillium mononematosum is the source of this 1344-nucleotide messenger RNA. RefSeq lists its product as uncharacterized. Lineage: Eukaryota; Fungi; Ascomycota; Eurotiomycetes; Eurotiales; Aspergillaceae. The record is from RefSeq and is a predicted model, not a curated record. The transcript has 5 exons. Gene Ontology annotation, molecular function: amino acid transmembrane transporter activity. The coding region runs from base 1 to 1344 and encodes 447 amino acids. Gene Ontology annotation, biological process: amino acid transmembrane transport. Gene Ontology annotation, cellular component: vacuolar membrane.
AUGACACUGGACAAAAAACAAGAUGAGCCCUUGACUCCCACUGCUUUCGGUGUCGGCCAGGUCAAUGAAAGCUCUCAUGAUGCCGUCUUCGGUACAAUUACGGAGGACGGCCCGAACUAUCGCAGUGUGGGUUGGCUAGGCACAGCCGUGCUGAUGAUGAAAACCCAAAUAGGCCUCGGUGUCCUCUCUAUCCCAGUGGCCUUCGAUGCCCUAGGUGUAGUUCCCGGUGUUAUCUGCUUGUGUGCCAUCGCUGCAAUUACAACAUGGUCCGACUAUAUUAUUGGCGUCUUCAAGCUUAGACAUCGAGAGGUGUACGGUAUUGACGAUGUCGGCGAGCUUCUUCUUGGCAAGCCUGGUCGAAUCGUCCUUGGAGGUGCUUUUGUUCUCUGGUGGAUCUUCGUCGCCGGCUCUGGUAUGCUCGGUGUCUCCAUCGGUCUCAACGCAGUCUCCUCCCACGCCACUUGCACGGCCGUCUAUGUUGCCGUUGCCGCCAUCCUCGGAUUUCUGUUCGGCACUAACCGUCUUAUUGUUCUCAUCGUGACGGUCGCCGUCGGUAUCCAAGAUCGCCCUUCCGCCGCCCCAAAAGACGCUGUCUGGGUCCCCGAUUACAAGAUUGUGAAGAGCGAUGUAUCAUUCACCGACGCUAUCACCGCCAUCUCAACACUCGUGUUUGCUUUUGCCGGCACUCCAGCAUUCUUUUCUAUCGCAUCUGAGAUGCGCGACCCUCGCCAUUACAACCGAUCCCUGAUCAUUUGCCAAUCCGUUGUCACUGGAUACUACCUCGCGAUCGGCAUCGUUAUCUACUAUUUCUGCGGAUCAUACGUCUCGUCUCCUGCCCUCGGGUCGGCUGGUCCGACUAUCAAGAUUGUCAGCUAUGGCUUCGCGCUUCCUGGGUUGAUCGUCAGCACACUACUUUUUGUCCACAUCACGGCGAAGUAUAUUUUUGUCCGCAUCCUCGGUAACUCCCGGCAUUUGGUAGCCAAUACUGUUAUUCACUGGGCCGUCUGGCUUGGCUGUACCUUGGGUACUACGAUAAUUGCCUAUAUCAUCGCCAGCGCUAUUCCCGUAUUUAGCGACCUUGUCUCACUUGUCGGUGCCUUGCUUGGUACGCCCAUGUGCUUUCAACCGAUGGCCGGUAUGUGGCUGUACGACAACUGGGGCAAGGGCAAGAACAACAGAACCACUAAAUGGGUCAUCAUGGUUGCAUGGUGUGCCUUUAUUAUAGCAGCUGGAACAUUUUUGAUGAUUGGGGGAACUUAUGGGUCCGUUGUUACCAUCAUUAACACGUACAAGGAGUCUGGGGGUUCGGCUGCCUGGUCUUGCGCUGACAACUCAAGCUCGUAG